AUGCAGCUCAGUCCUUUGCAGUCGCGACUAGUCGCCUCGAUAGCUGCCUCGUUCGUCAUAUUCGUCAUCUACGUAUUCCUAUUUCCACCACAAUUCGCACUGGCAGCGGAGAUAGCCUUCGACCGCGGUAGCGAUGUUGUAGAUGCAUGGGCUUUCAUGGAUGAAGAGAGAGAGGAGGAGAAGGAGGAGGGGAAGGAGGGGAGGGAGGAGGAAGACGAGACACUCGAGUUGAGGAGUCCCACAUACGAGCCCGAUUUUGGGCUGUUCGACAGGAGUAUUAUAGGAAAAGCGCUUGCGGGCGUCACGAGUUUGACGAAUAACGAGAAGCGCAACCUGAACCUGAACGAGGGCACGUCGGUUGCGUUUGUAUUUGAGGUCGCUUCCAUCUCCGGCAGAGAAGCCGACCACUCAGGAGUCUCGGAGUUACGCAAGAGGACGGACGGAACACAGGGUCCGGAUGCACUGGAGGACGACGAGAAUGGAGAGGAGGUCGCUGAGUUGAGACCAAGGGCGACGAAGACCUUGUGGAUAUCAGCAAAUACAUGCUUGCAGCCAGACAGGCCAGAGGCGAACUCGACGGCCAUGGAUCCGCCGCAGCUCACGCUGUACGUCUCGACCUCGACAAAGAACGAUUCACCCGGUCCAGGGGCGCCGCCUGAUGAGCAGAAGACGGUUGUCUUCAAGGAAGGAGCUGUCAUGUACAACACUACCUUCACAGACGACGUCUACUUUACCGUCACGGCGCCUAAUGUUUCCGAAUGGUUUACGUCGUAUCUUUACAACGUAGACGUUGCUGCGUCUGUUGAUCAGUCGUAUCAUACCUACGAUGAGACCAGCGAUCCGGAUCUGGUCUGGGUGGACAGCGAUGCAGGCGCGGCAUUGUUGAUGACGGGAAACUUGACCAACAGCUCUGCCGUGAUACUGUCGAGAGCGCCCUACACCAUGUUUGCGUUCCCGCAAGGCGACGUGACCGUCAAUGGUGUGCGCAACUCGUAUUGCGGCCUGAAGGAGUACGCGGCGAUUGGAGGCAGCAAAUCGACCCUGCCCACAAAUAUGUUGUCGACAGGGUUGACGAGAAGAGGAGAGGGAAAUGUCACCAAGCAGGAGUUCUUCAUCACCGGGCUGAACAAGAGUUCGAUUUAUGAGGCCAUCUUAGUGCAAGAACCCGACACUGGCUCCUUGAGCACGAGGGACAAUGUUGCAGGAGGUGGCGGUGUCGUCUUUCGACAAACUGAAUUUGAUACCAAGUCCACCGACACAUGCAUGGUAAUCUCCAACCUCACGUUCUGCGACCAAACAGCCUAUUCCGUUCCUGGCAACGAGCAGAAAUACGGCGGCGAAAAGAUCCAAGACCUCAAGGAUUUCUACGACAACUAUGCCAAAGAAAUGUACGACAACUUCAGCAAAGCCAUGAUGCAGAUCCAGUGCGACGUCGCAAACACUUCAAAGUACUCCCUGGCCAAGACGUGUGACGACUGCAAGAGCGCCUACAAGAACUGGGUGUGCUCCGUGGCCAUCCCGCGCUGCGAGGACUUCUCCAACCCGGACGACUUCCUCCAGAUGCGCAACAUCAUGGCCAAGUUCCCCGACGGGACCUCCGUGGAGCCGUCCAUCAUAGAGCAGUACGGCAACAUGGUCGCUUUUAAUUCCUCGCGGGUGCCGAAUAUCGACGAGAAGGUGCAGCCUGGCCCCUACAAGGAGGUCCUGCCCUGUGACGACCUCUGCUAUUCCCUCGUGCAGAGCUGUCCCGCCGCUCUGGGCUUCGCGUGUCCGCUGCCCGGCAUGACCGCGUUCGACACCAGCUAUGGCACGAGGCAGAGGGAGAGUAAUAGCACGUCGAACGUUACAUGCAACUACCCUGGAUCGGCGCAUUACAAAUCCGCAGCGUCGGCGUCGGCGGCACUUUCUUCGACUGCCGUGUUCGUCUGCAUCCUUGCUGGGUUGCUGCUAUCAUGA
Truncatella angustata is the source of this 1956-nucleotide messenger RNA. RefSeq names its product stretch-activated Ca2+-permeable channel component-domain-containing protein. Gene Ontology annotation, molecular function: calcium channel activity. The transcript has 2 exons. Gene Ontology annotation, biological process: calcium ion import across plasma membrane. NCBI's taxonomy places the organism in Eukaryota, Fungi, Ascomycota, Sordariomycetes, Amphisphaeriales, Sporocadaceae. Bases 1 to 1956 code for a protein of 651 amino acids. The record is from RefSeq and is a predicted model, not a curated record.